This is a messenger RNA of Acanthoscelides obtectus, 2657 nucleotides long. NCBI's taxonomy places the organism in Eukaryota, Metazoa, Arthropoda, Insecta, Coleoptera, Chrysomelidae. The record is from the annotation of a GenBank genome assembly.
GUUUCAAAUGUUACGCGGCUUCGAGCAAUGAGAUUUUCGUUUUUUAUAACUUUUCAACUACCUACAUCAUACAAUUACCACCCACUUGAAAUAUUGUCAACGUUCCCGUAUUUGAGUGUUCAUAGAAUCGUGAAAAUUGUUCGAUUUGCUGUGAAUUUUUAAACACUAAGCUAAGAAAACCCGUUGUGAAAUCAGUUAUUAUAAAUACAUUGUGAAAAUGCGAUGUAUCUUGGAAUUUUCGUAGAGAGUAUCAAUUAUAACACGAUGAUAUUUUUAUGUCUAUUUCAUGUGAUGAUCGCUAAUGCCCAGGAGGUUGUGAUACGUGUAAACGGUGGACCUUCGGUGGCGAGGCACUUGGCCGAAAAGAGUGGUCACUACUAUAUCGGUCCGGUCAUGGGUUUCGUUGAUACAUACAUUUUGUUGCCUGUACGAGAGAGCCAUCAAAAAAGAGGAACAAACUCGAAACAGUUAGUUUAUGAUGCAAGGCUGGUUUGGGCAGAGGAACAAAGAGGAAAGAUUCGUCAAAAGCGAGAUUUUCUGCCUAUUGAUCCUGCCGAUUGGCCUAAAGAACGAGUGAAAAGGUUUGAAGAAAAUCAAAAAAUUUCCAAACGACCGAUGUCAGGCGUAGAUAAGACGUUCAACGACGAACUAUGGAGCCAACAGUGGUAUUUGCGCGAUACCAGAUCUAGAACAGACCUUCCGAAACUCGAUUUAAACGUGCUGCCAGUUUAUAGAAAAGGUGUUACUGGGGAGGGCGUACGAAUCUCGAUAUUGGACGAUGGAAUAGAAUACACCCACGAAGAUUUGAAGGAUAACUAUGAUCCUGAAAUCAGCUGGGACUGUAACGAAGGUGACAACGACCCAUAUCCAAGAUACGACGCCUCUCAAUCGAACAGUCACGGUACGCGGUGCGCUGGCGAGGCGGCAAUGGCCGCCAACAACUGGAAAUGCGGUGUAGGAGUUGCAUUUAAUGCUAAAGUUGGAGGCGUCAAGAUGUUAGACGGACUAGUAACCGAUAGAAUCGAAGGGACUGCGCUGAGUUACGCGCAAGAUUUGGUAGACAUAUACAGUGCUUCGUGGGGACCAAACGACGAUGGAAAAACGGUAGACGGCCCAGGCAGGUUGGCUCUUGAGGCUUUAGAAAGGGGCGUUAAAGAGGGUAGAAAAGGCAAAGGCGCCGUCUACAUUUGGGCGUCCGGCAACGGCGGUAGAAACAACGACAACUGCAACUGUGAUGGUUACCUUGCGAGUCCGUACACGAUAUCCAUAGGAAGUGCUUCACAGAAAGGGGAAUUCCCGUGGUACGGUGAAGCAUGUGCUUCCACUUUGGCUGUUACGUACUCUUCCGGGGCUUAUAAGGAUCAGAUGAUUGCUACAACAGACCUCAACAAUGAAUGUACGACCAAACACACUGGAACUUCUGCAUCAGCCCCGCUAGCUGCUGGAAUCAUUGCUUUAGCAUUGGAAGCUAACAUCAACUUGACGUGGAGAGAUGUCCAACACCUGAUAGUUUGGACAUCGGAACUGGCUCCUUUGGUGAACAACGUCGGCUGGCAACAGAAUUCUGCUGGAUUUUGGUUCAAUGACAGGUUCGGAUUCGGACUUAUGAACGCCCACGGCUUGAUCACAGCUGCCAACAAAUGGGUAACUGUUCCAGAGAGGAAAAGUUGCAAGGUUCAUGUUAUUCAAAGGUAAAAUAACUGAUUUAUCGGUCUUAUUUUUAUUAAGGAAAUAAUUUUAUUCCUAAAAACAUUGGCUGGAUGGAAAUCAAUGUUACACAAAUAGCCAGAUCAAUCAACAUUCGUGAUAUUUUUUAUUUACCUAUUACCAAUGUUAGACUAAAAACCAAACAUAAUCUGAUAGUUGAAUCGAGUGAGAAGUACAUAGUCGAUCUACUUGAUGCAAUUAUUUUCUCACCUACUUUAAGGAAUAUGAACAACACUGCCGUAGCAUCAGGAUAUCCAACCAAACUCGUCAUCCCAACAACUGGUUGCAGAGGCAGCAAUCAUGAAGUUCGGUAUCUAGAACAUGUAGAAGUGAGAACUAGUAUCAACUAUACUAUAAGAGGAGCCCUGGAAAUUCUAUUAGAAUCACCUUCAGGAACCACAGCAAAGUUGUUGUCGCCUCGACACUUGGAUCAAAGUGAUCAAGGUUUCGAAAAUUGGACGUUCAUGUCUGUGAUGACUUGGGGCGAAUCACCUGAAGGAGUAUGGACAUUGAUUAUUUCAGAUACGGUAAUUAGUCAGAAAAUUUCGAAAAUGUAUAACGUUUUUUGGAUGCUGCAUCGCAUAUUAUACAUCAAGGUGCCGAAAAAACGUAAUGGACCUUUGUAACAGAUCUGGUAGAUAACUAUGGCACCAUUGGCGAUACAACCCUGAUUCUCCACGGUACAACUCAUCUACCGGACUAUAUGAAAGACGGUCCCAGAAAUUACAACGAAAACUACAACAGAAUACAAAAUAGAGUGAAGGUUCCAAAUGAUGAGUACUUUUAUCAAGUUGGUGAUAUAAACAUGGAGAACAACAUUUUGAGAAGAAUGGCUGUAGAACAACGUAAAAGAUACUAUGAUCUAUAUGAAGAUGAUUUGCAUAGACUAGGUUGAAUGUUAUUAUAAUUGGAUAUAUUGAAUAUAUGUUGCAUUGCAAUUUCGCACUGUU